Molecule: messenger RNA, 5386 nt
Organism: Chlamydomonas reinhardtii
Lineage: Eukaryota; Viridiplantae; Chlorophyta; Chlorophyceae; Chlamydomonadales; Chlamydomonadaceae
Exons: 13
Coding region: 131-4183 (1350 amino acids)
Cellular component (GO): membrane
Source: RefSeq, a predicted model, not a curated record
CGUCAUCGGGCUAGCAUGUUGCGCUCCAUAUUUUAGGUCAAGCUCUUAGGAGCAUAGCUCGCUGUGCUUUUUACAGAAGAACGCCACGCCGUCGCUUCGGGCGCGUUUCGGGCGCCCCGGCGGCCCGAAAAUGCAAGCACUAAUAGCACUGGUAUCAAUGUACUCCAUUAUUGUCGUGUUGGUCGACGCCCAGCCAUUGACGACAACGAAACCUCCACCUGCGCCGCUGCUGCCGCCGCCUGGGCCACCGGCUCCACGACCACCGCUACCGUCGCCGCGAGGGUACCCGCCCACCGCGCCUCCCCUGCCGCAGCUGCCUCAGGAGGGCCAGGUCCGCCUGGCGGAGAUCAGUGCGCCAGGCGAGGGGCGUGUGGAGGUUUUCCUCACCGCACAGCCGCCCGCGCCUGGUGUCGGCGAGGCAACCAGCGCCUGGGUCAGCGUGUGCGACGACAGGUGGACCGCCACGGAGGCGGCGGUGGUGUGCAAAAUGCUGGGCUUCGGGUGGGUGGGCGCGGCGGCUCUGCGCGGCCUCACCGCCCCGCCCGAGGUGCCCAUCGGACUAGACGGCGUGGACUGCUCCCGCACCACUCUGGGCGCGCCGGACGGCGAGCAGCUCGACACGCCGGACCUCCAACAGCCCCUGCCGCCCGCCGGCCCCAAUGUGACAUUGUUGGAAUGCGCCUCACAGCGCCGCGGCGCCACCGCCUGCCUGCCAAAGGAGGCCGCGGGCGUGCGCUGCCCGCCGCCGCCUCCCCCGCCUGCCCCGCCGCUCCCGGCCGGCGAGGACGCCUCGCCGCCGCCGCCCAGCCCGCGGCCGCCGCGCCGCCGCGACGUGGUGCUGCCGCCCGAGUGCGAGGGCUUUGGCGAUAAGAUCACGAACUUCCGUGGCCGCCUCAUGACCGAGCGCGCGGUGAAGCUGCGGGAGGAGUACUUUGGCGGCGGCGACGGCAGUGGCGGCGGCGGCGGAGAGUUUGGGGCCCCGCCGGGCUCGCUUGGCGGCGGCGGGCCGGUGGCGAUUGACCCGGAGGUGCCGGACUGGUUGAAGCACACCGACCUCUACAAGACAACGCUGCCGCACGGCUCGCUGCGUCUGGUGGGCGGUCCCUCGCCGCAGUCGGGUGUGGUGCUGCUCAGCUGGUGCGGCUACAGCGGCACUCUGUCCAUGCAGCCCACACAGCACCUGGAGACGGACCUGCGCGGCGGCGGCCUGGCGGCGGUGCGGCGGCCGGCGGCGGCGGCCAACGAGACGGCGGCUCGCGUGGUGAACGAGCUGCGUGCAGCAGCCGUGUGCAGCGCACUGGGGUUCCAGUACAGCAGGUCCAAGCGCGGCAGCAAACGCUACGGCCUGGGUGCAGGCCUGGUGUUCGACGCGGCUCCCAUCUGCAUGCGCGGAGCCUAUGACUUCGCCGCGGCGCUGCUGGCGCCUGUGGGCUCCGACGGUGGCCCCUCCGCCGCCUCCGUCGCUAUGCCUGGCGGCCUGCCGGGGGUGGUGUUCCCAGGGGCCUGCAGCGGUCCCUUCGUGGGCGGCCCGAGCGCAGCGGGCGGCGGCGCCGGAGGAAGCAGCGGCGGCGGCUACUGGGGCGAUGUGCAGCUGUCGGCAUCAGGUCAUGAUCGCGACCUGUCCGUGGAGUGCUUCAAUGACCCGGACGAGAUACACGGCCCCCUGGACCCCAGCCCGCCGCCCGAGGGCGCUCUGCGGCUGGUGCUGUACGUGCAGGAGCCCGGCGCCGCCACCAGCUGGCCGGACUCCACCGCAGGCGGCACAGGCUUUGUGCAGAUAUACCGCGACGGCAGCUGGGGCGCCAUUUGCUCCACGGGCUGGGACGACGCGGACGCAGAGGUGGCGUGCCGCCAGCUGGGCUACGCGGCCGGCGGCGCCGCCUGGGGCUCCAGCUGGCCGGACCGCUUCCCCGCCUCUGACUGGGCUGGCCGCUGGCGCGACAUCGUUCUGACUGACGUCACAUGCCCCUCCGCGUCGGACGGGGACGGAGCCGACGGCGUGCCUGUCGAGGUGCCCCCGCGCCUGGACCUGUGCCCGGCGUCUACCGAUGCCGCCUCGUGUCACUACACGGAUCUGGCUGGUGUGAAGUGCAACCCCGCGCCGCCUCCGCCGUCGCCAACCCCGCCGCUACCUCACCCGCCGCCGCCAUCGCCCCCUCCCUCGCCUGCGCCGCCGCCGCGGCCACCUGCUCCGCCUCUGCCGCCCUCGCCGCGGCCCUCGCCACCCUCCCCGCCCUCCCCACGCCCUCCUUCGCCCGCUCCGCCCUCCCCGCCCUCCCCGCGGCCCCCCAGCCCCGCUCCCCCCGCUCCGCCCUCGCCACCCUCCCCGCCUUCACCUCCCUUGCCUCGCCCGCCCACGCCCUCCCCGCCUUCGCCUCCCUCGCCCCGCCCCUCGCCUCCCGCACCUCCGCCCUCCCCAGCCACCCGGUCCGCCCUCUCCAGCCUCGCCCUCGCCCUCGGCACCGCCGCGCCUCCGCCCCAGCUCCCGCCCGCCUCGCAACCAAAACCGCCGGUCCUUGAAGGCCCCACCGGCUGCCGGACCUGCGUCACACUCCGCAUCGACAUCCGCCUGGGUCGGACCAUGGAUCCCUUCCCACGGGAGGCCUGCGACCGCCUGGCUGACGGGGUCACCAUGGCCCUAGCCACGCCGCCUCUGGAUGGCGACGGCGUCACGCCACCCGCCUCCGUGCUGUACCCCUUCUACUGCUCCUCGCCGCCGGUGCAGCCAUCGCCGCCGCCGCCGUGCGCUGACUCGGGAGGCAAUGGAGAGGAGGGGACGGCGGGCGGAAUGGCAGGAGGAGGAGGCAGCCCCCACUGGCACGAGAUGACGGUGUGCGGCGCGGUGGAGGACGGCGGCGCGCUGGUGGCGUACCUGUCGGACCCCGUGGUGUCCAACAACCUGUUGCGCACCAACAUGGGCACCGCGCUGCUUGACGCCAUGAACGUGGCCGCGCCCUGCGCCGCCCUGGAUGUCGACUAUGACUACGAGGUCACCGGGCCCGCCCUGGGGCCCACCCUGCUGUUCAGCGUCUGCCCCGCCUCCGCCGACCCUGGCGCGACGCCUAGCAGCGAAGGUGUGGGAGGGCAGGGCGGUGGCGCGGGCGCGCCACCGCUGCUGGCUACGGUGGAGCAAGGCAACGGGGCGGACGGCGAGCGGGAGGUGACGUGGACGCCGGACGCGCAGUGCGACCCCAAUGCGCCCAAGUGGACCUUCCCGCCCGCGCCGGAGCCGGCGGAGCAGCCCGGCGACGCGCCGCCGCCGGACGGCGACACAGGCGGAGAUUCGUCGCCGCCGCCGCCCGAGGGGGAGCAGCCGCCGCCCCAGCUUCCCAGCCCGGCCGCAGUGCCGCCGUCUCCCCCAUCGCCACCCGCCCCGCGGCCGCCGCCGCGGCCGCCGCGGCCGCCGCCGCUGCCUCCCUCGCCGCCGCCGCUGCCGUACACAGCGCCGCCGCUCGUGGCCUGCGUCAACCGCAGCGCGCUCUACCAGACCCCCGAGCAGCUCAUCCUGAUCACUGGCAGCUCGCCAUCCACCUUUCCUUCGCUGUCGCUCCCCAACUGCGGCAGCUCGGCGCACUCCAAGGGCUCUUUCUUCUUCGGCUCUUGGACCUACUGGCCUUUCAUCGGCGUCUCGGCCUUCCCCGCCGCCAACACCAGCGGCCUCGGCGGCGCGCGUGGGGCUUCCAUUGUUUGCCUGGGCCUCCAGCCGUCCAACAGCAGCAACGUGACGGCAGCGCGCAAUGGCAGCACCAGCGCCGGCGCUGCCAGUGCCAACGGCACCAGCAGCGGCGUCGUGAGCGUUGCGGGACUGCUGGUGCCGGCCUGGGGGCUGCUGCCGGCGGCGGCGUGCCAGGUGGCGAGUUGUGCGCCUCCGCCCGGAUACUUCUGGAACGUCACGACGGACGGCCCCAUCCCUUGCGGCGGCAACAAUACGGACGCGGUUGCGGUGUACCGGUUGGAAGAUGCGGAUCCCUCGCCCGCGCCGCCGCCUGCGGCGGCGCCGCCGCGCCCCCUGCCGACUGCCUCACCGCCGCUGCCGGCGCCGCCCGGUCCAAAGCAGCGCCGCGCGUUACUCCAGCAGGAGCUGCAGCAGCGGUGGCUGGCAAGGAGGCAGAAGGCAGGCGUGGCGGUGGCUGAGGCUGCUGGGGCUCGGGCUGGAGAGCGGAGGCGGAGGCGGAGGGCGUGAUGAUGCGCAAGAGCCGGCGCUGUCGUUGCUCGGACAGACAAAGUAGAUGUGUGUGAAAGUGGUGAAAAUGCACUAGCUGGAGGUUCGUUUUACAAACAUUAUAGCUGAGGGCGCGUGGGCGAGGCCCAGGGAACGAACCCGGAUCCCCACAGAUACGCCAGUGACACGAGCGUUCCGGCAGCAGCAGCCAUGCGGGCCCCAAGCCGUGCGGCGUUGAGUCAUGAUAAUUACGAGUCGUGGCGUAAAACACCAAACGCAUCGUACGUGUAUGGCCGUGCUUGGCCGCAGCAGGACUGCCAUUGUUGGCGGUAUCGCCGUGUGAUCAUAUGUGGGGUGACUUAGUAAUGAGUAUUAUGAUUGCCUGUAUAUAAAGGACCAUGCGUCAAGCGGCGCCUGUUGAUGUGUGACCGAGCGUGCCGCCAUAUAUAUGUUGUCUUCUAGUACUUCAGGGUGUGUCAUUGGAAUGCAGACAGAGAAACGCGGAGACGCGGGAACGUCUGUAUGGGGGGCGCCGCUUGGCUGUUGCAUCAGGGAGGCAGCGGCAAGAGGGCUGUGUCGGCAAUGCAUGCCGCGCAGCAUCGGCUUGCAAGUCUACCGAAGUUGGGAUGUGUUGGGGGUUGAGGUGUAUGGAGGAGUGUGUGGAUGGGUGGCUCUUGACGAGGGCACCCAGCAGCGUGGUGGCGCUGCGGCCGUGGAGUAUAGUGAGGCGGAUCAAGACGGAUCAAGGAAUUGCCAGCGCACUGUCAUUGUCCGGCCGAUUGGGAGCAUCCGAGACGAGGGGCAUCCGAGGGUCUCUAGUACUCUGCACUCGCGUUCCGACACGACGCAACAAUGUGUUUGGUCUACGCCUGGAACAGGCGACAACCGUCACAAUGGAAGAGGGCUAGCGGUGUGACUGUUAAGGGUCACGCGGUGACAACACGUUAGUGACGUUGCACGGCCUGAGGUAGAAUACCGUAGACUAGACCGGGACAAUUAUAGACAGGCAACCUCUUACGUCUGCUGGCUGUGCUGAGUGCCUUGAAUUGUAUGGCAACUCUGAUGUCUCAGGCUCAUAGUACGGUAUAUACAGGAUAGAGCCGCAAAUUCACAACAUCAACAUGCGUGCCUCGGGCAUCAGCAUGGCUGUGUUACACAUGGCACGUCCACAGCAAUGCAUGAUGCGCCGGCCAGCCGCUGGCUUGGGGUUAUUCCUUCGAGGAA